AUGAAAGAUCCAUCCUCUUAUAGCCAUGACUCUAAUUCCAGUAUCAAGAAGAAGAGAGCCCAGAGCCAAACCUCCCUCAUUCCUUGUAAGAAGCCGCGGAGCACGACGGCGCCGCUACUCGAGUUGAAGCAUCUCGACGUCCCUCUCACGUCCCCGGCGACCGGUUCUCCGGUCAAUUUCAUCCGUCUCCACUCGGAUCGGCGUUACGUCAUCGGCCGGAGCCCCCGCCGCUGCGAUUUCGUCUUCGCCGACCGCCGCGUCGGGAGUCGGCAUUGCCAGGUUUUUUACGAUUCUUUUCAUCGGAAACUUUUUAUUGUCGAUGGAGCUUUGGUUUCGGUUUCUCAAUUUAGGAGUCAGAGCGGUGGCGGCGGCGGAGUAGUUAGGGCUUCGUUGAAUGGGGUGUUUGUGAAUGGGAUUAGGGUUAGGGGAAAUGAGGCGGUGGAGUUGACCGACGGAGACCAGGUCUCGUUUGCUUGUGGAACUGGAGAUUGUUGUAGUAAUCCGGUUAGGAUUGGAUUUGUGAUUCGUAAGAUUGUUUUUGAGGAAAUGUAUGUAUCAAAUAACUCCCAGGGAUCUGUAAUUGUAUCAAAUCCUAAGGGAUGUAAAAGGAUUUUUGCUUCUAGAGCCCACGUCGAUUCGUCUUCCCUCAUUACAAGAGCAAGCUUUCUCUUGAGUGAGUGCAGAAGGAUUUUGCGUAGCGAGGACCCUAUAGCUUACAUUAGGACACACUGUAGAUAUACUUUUGGCAAUGGAUUGAUUAUGGAUAAUGUGAUUCGAGCUUCGAGUUGUGAUAUUGGUAGAUCCGGAGUAAAGAGGAAAGGAUCAACGCUUUGUGAAACCUCACAGAUACCUUGCAAUGUGAAGAGUAAAGUGCAGUCAACUUCAGUGAUGCAUCCAUGUGAAAGAGUAGUUGCUUUAGAAUUGAACAGUGACUUGGAUGUUCUUUGUGUGCAAGGUGAUGUGUUAGAUCCGCAAGACAAUGAACUCCAAGUUCCUUCUGACACUCGUGUCGCUGAUGGAAAUCUUGGGACUUCAUCUUUCAAUUUGAAGAGUAUGGAUAAUGUUGCUUGUGUUGGUGAUGCUGUUAACCAUAAAACUUGCAGCAAGAGUGUUGGUCUACAACCUGGCAAGAACUUCUACCUGAAUCGCCUUGCUUUUGAGGACCAUAGCUCUUCAGGUCAUGAUUCUGUUAUUUCCUUGCCAGAGCUUCUUCAUCCUAUUCAAAGUUUAUCACAAAUAUUUAUUGCAACAUUCACAAGUGACAUUUUAUGGUUUUUGUCAACCUGUGAGAUUCCCAGCCAUCUGCCAGUAACAGUUGCUUGCCAUAGUACAGAGAGAUGUUGGAGUUCAAGCACUGAAAGUAGAACAUCUGCGCCUUACCCAGAAUUUCCAAACUUAAUCGUAGUGUAUCCCCCAUUCCCUGAGGCCAUAGCUUUUGGUGAAGACCUGAAAAGACAUGGCAUUGGUUGCCAUCAUCCAAAAUUGUUUGUUUUACAGAGAGAUGAUAGUAUUCGUGUUAUCAUUACCUCUGCCAAUUUAGUGCCAACACAGUGGAAUGCGGUAACCAAUACCGUCUGGUGGCAAGAUUUCCCUCGCAGAAGUGCUCCUGAUUAUUCAUCACUUUUUACUCAAUUUCCCGGCAGGGAAGUAAAUCAAGACUCAAAAUCGGAUUUUGCUUCAUAUCUGGCUGGAUUUCUAGCAACUCUACUGACCGAUGUACCAAGUCAGGCCCAGUGGAUUGUUGAGUUGGCAAAGUAUGAUUUUGGAGGAGCAAUGGGACAUUUGGUUGCUUCUAUACCUGGAAUCCAUUCAUAUAAAACUCCCUAUAUAAUAGAAUCCAGAAACUCUGUGUGUGUAAGUGUUUUCAGGUCAUCUGGUAUGAAAUUCCUUGGAUCAGUUGAAACAUCUGUGGUCGGCCUAAGCUACCUCUUUCACAAUGCAACAGAUGCAAAUGGUGCAAAGCUGAAGAAACUGGCUUCAUUUCUCAGGAAAUCUUGUGAAGCAAAAGAUUUAUCAAUUGUCUUAACAAGAAACACAAAUAUACCUGCUGAUGCAAAUGCAGUGAGCAUUCAUGUGUCAAAUCCUAACAAGUUCUCUGAGAGAGAUUGCGUUCAACUUGGGUUUUUGCCUAAAAACAUUGCAAAAUGGAUCUCUCCACUCUGGGAUAUUGGGUUUUUUAGAUUCUCAGGUUACGUAUGUCCUAAAGAAGCCGUUGGAGCAGCUCUAGGAGGAAACAACAAGAAAGGACCACAGUUUCAGGAUAUAUCAAAGAUGAUGCAACCUCAACAUGUUAUUGCAUUAUGCUCUUUGGUUGCAGCAAUUGAAAGGUGUACAGGCCUCUGGCGCUUGCAGGAGGUUUUAGGUCAAUAUAAAUGGCCUGAAUCGCUUGAGUCUGAGUUUGUUUAUGGUGCAUCUUCAAUUGGGUCAAUCAAUGCAAAAUUUUUAGCCGAAUUUUCAGCAGCUGCAGGAAAGAAAUCAUUUCAGUUUGAUUCUGAGGAGUCUGAUCCAGAGUGGGGAUGUUGGAAUGCUCGUCAUGAAUCAAAGGAUCCAUCCAUUAGAAUCAUUUUUCCAACCAUCGAAAGAGUGAAGAAUGCACGUAGUGGAAUUUUUCCUUCAAAACGUGUUCUUUGCUUCUCUGAGAAAACAUGGCAAAGGCUGAGGACAGUAGAUAUACUUCAUGAUGCAAUUCCUCAUCCCUAUGAUAGAGUGGGAUAUCCAAUGCAUACCAAGUAUCCUCUUAUCUGUAAGCAGGUGGCCCGAAGACGGUUCCAGUCUAGGACAGAUGCAUCUUCAUGUGGUUGGGUUUACUGCGGGUCACAUAACUUCAGUGCAGCUGCCUGGGGACGUUCAAUUUCCACUCCAUCUAGUUUAAAAACAAAUGGAAUAGGGAAUGUCAAUUCAUCUCCGGAUCAUAUGCUACAUAUUUGCAAUUAUGAACUCGGGAUCAUUUUCACCUUUCCCCAAACAGAGACAGACAGUAAUGCCAAUCAAAAUAGCACAAACUUGGAUGAUGUUGUUUUGCCAUUUGUGGUGCCUGCUCCAAAAUACAAGCGAGGAGACAGGCCAGCAACGAGGCUGGCUAUGUGGCAGGCAUUAGCUGAACUUACUGAAAAAGAGAGAGAAAAACAUAGAGAGGAAGAGAUUCAGGCAGAAGUUAUGGAAGAGAUUCCAGAUGAAGAUGAAGAUGUCGAGGCAACUGAUUUUGUUGUUGAAGAGAAGGAAGAUGAGAAGGCUUACGCUGAGAUUCUUUGGAGCCAAUCAUCUGAGAGCUGUUGAAAUCCUGUCUGAAGCGAAAUGCUUGAUACUAGAAGCAGAGAGAGUUGACAAGCAAUGUGUAAAUGCUUCUUUAUGAAGAUAGGAAGUGCAUCUCUCAGCAAGAUGUGUGCUAAAUGCAAGAAGUAGGUUGUUUCAGAACUUAUCAGAUCAGUCGCAUUGGACACUGCACUGGGAUCUCUUCGGGUUCAGGAUUGGCUCGAGGUGAGGGAAUGUCCCAUGUUAUGUGGAGAAUGGAGAUGUCGAUGAAAUUUCCUUAUGUGAUUGAAUGGGAUCUCUUAACAGAAUGGGGCAAGUUGCUCAAUGCCUACCACUACUUCGAAAGUGUUGGAUCAUUAUAGGCAAAAAUGAAAGAAUGUUUGGGCAGAGUGGUCCUGUCAUUGUCCUCUAGAGCUGCUAGCCUGCCAGCAGGUCCCGGAAAGUCGGUUGAAAUUGGUGCUGCUUCUUCAAAGUACUGGUACCCCCUUUCCCCUUUUGCAUCACAUUGUACAAGACAUUAGGAAUGUAGGUUAAGGUUGCAUGCUGAACCAGACUUUCUCAUAGGACUCAAAUUGAUAUUUUCGUUUUGGGUUAGAGGCUCAAAUUGAUAGUUACGAAAGAGUAGCGUAUCAAACUGAACCGAGUCAGCCGUCCUAUG
Messenger RNA from Fragaria vesca subsp. vesca, 3910 nucleotides. RefSeq lists its product as uncharacterized. Gene Ontology annotation, cellular component: nucleus. NCBI's taxonomy places the organism in Eukaryota, Viridiplantae, Streptophyta, Magnoliopsida, Rosales, Rosaceae. Gene Ontology annotation, biological process: DNA repair. The record is from RefSeq and is a predicted model, not a curated record. Bases 1 to 3276 code for a protein of 1091 amino acids. Gene Ontology annotation, molecular function: zinc ion binding; hydrolase activity, acting on acid anhydrides, in phosphorus-containing anhydrides; protein binding. The transcript is spliced from 12 exons.